Messenger RNA from Schizophyllum commune H4-8, 1267 nucleotides. RefSeq lists its product as uncharacterized. Bases 264 to 1190 code for a protein of 308 amino acids. The transcript has 8 exons. Lineage: Eukaryota; Fungi; Basidiomycota; Agaricomycetes; Agaricales; Schizophyllaceae. The record is from RefSeq and is a predicted model, not a curated record.
UUGGGCUCGGCCGACGAUAAGAGAGCAGUGCGCAUUGUGCUGCUCGGCGCGGCCUCCACAUCCCACCGGCGUCAGCAUAUGCCAUGACGUUGCCCCGCCUCGACUCGGCGCGGCAACGACGGCGGCACACAUGCAGAUGAUCGCGCUGGCACCCGGGACAUGAUUCCGAACAGCCUCCCUCUGCUUCUGCUCUCACCAGUAGUCCUCUACGUCGACAUUGAUUUUCUGUUUCUUGGCCUUGCACAAAGGACUUCCUCACUACUAUGACCGCAACCGAACCUAGCGAACCCUCUUCGUCUAGUGGGAACGAUACUGCUCGUACACCUGAGAAUGAUUCGUCACUGCGGAGCAAGACGCGCCGUCUUUUCCAUAACAUAGGUUCCCGACGGGGCUCAAGCAGCAGAGCUCGGUCCAUCCCGGAAGCCGAUACACCUACUGGCGACUCACCGAACACAUCUUCCGAUGAGCUUCACGCGCCGAGGGAAGCUUCGCAGGCGUCAGGCGCGCACGAAGUGCCCGUCCUUACCUCCGACGAGGGCUCAAGUGCGACGCCCGUGUUGGUGAACUUGAACGAGUCGGCUCCAUCAGAAGACCCUCCUGCAUAUGUGGACGCCCGACGACCAACAGAAACCAUCACUUAUGUUUUCACCCCUUCCGGGGCGAAUGCUAUCUUGUUAUUGCCGCCUUCCCAGGCCGCAGACUCGCGACCAUUGUACCAUAUAUCUGUGGCCAUGAACGUCUUCGUGCCCACAUCGUUCAUCACUACUGUUCGUCGCGGUGGCACUGAAGAGGGGCCUAUUGUAGGCGACUUCGAGAUGGGAAUUUCAAACAAAGCCAGCACCGUUUUCAUCCGGAAUCGGGAAUGCACAGUUCAUGAUGCGCUUCAUCCCAAGACCUUCAAAGGCGACAUACUCACAUGGACUCUGGCUGACAAGGAAAUUCAAUGGGACAUCACCAGCGACCCACGACUGUACAUUUGCUUCAGAAUGGAGAAGGCGGUCAUGGAGAGAGUUGUCCUUGCCCGCUUCCUGCCCAAUCGCAGCCUUCGCCUUCCUGACGCGCGACACCGUACGCAAAUGCUAGAAAUCACUCCCGCUGGGCAAGAGUUUCUAGAUGACAUCCUCUUAUCCGCCUUGAUCAUCGAGCGACGGCGACGCCGGCCUACCAGGCAUACGGACAUGUUCAACUGAUUGUGUAAUGUCUAGUCAAUGUAUAGUACGACGGGUCGCCGUAAUGUGUAGUAGAGAUCGUGCAUGCUAACAGCUCG